AAACAGAACCGGUGAGAAAGUGUAAUGUGAUAAACGACCAUAGAACACAUUAACAUAAGUGAAGUGAUAUAGUGUUCACGAGUAAUAUAAGAACAACAGCUUUUUGAUUGCGCAACUAAAAGCAACUACCUAUAUUUACCUACGCAGGGGAUUUAAGAAUCAUGCACCCAAUACAUCGAAUAAUAUAUGCCUUUGGUCAUCGUACCUGCACCGCCCCACUACUUUCAAAAAUGCAUUUAAGCGCUUCUCUCACGUCCUCUCCCAUGGACAAACGCAAUAUGUCUUCCUAUGUUAUAGCGACUGAAUCCUCCGACAAGGGUAUGAUUAUUCUCAAUCGGCCAAAUGCUUUGAAUGCAAUCAACUUGGAUAUGGUACGAAAAGUAUACAAGCACUUGAAGAAAUGUGAACUGACCAAAUCGAUGGUAAUAAUAAAAGGUGCUGGUGACAAAGCCUUCUGCGCUGGAGGGGAUGUUCGAUCCAUAGUAGAAGCCGGACCCACCGAGGAAUCAAAAGCUUUCUUCCGUGAAGAAUAUACUACAAAUGCGCUAAUCGGCAAUUAUAUUAUACCUUACAUUGCCAUUAUCGACGGCAUUACAAUGGGCGGUGGUGUCGGUCUCUCGAUCCAUGGGAAAUAUCGUGUAGCCACCGAACGUACACUAUUGGCAAUGCCUGAAACAGCCAUUGGCCUCUUCCCAGAUGUUGGUGGUUCUUAUUUUCUAUCACGCUUGCCAGGAAAAUUGGGUCUGUUCCUUGGUCUAACUGGUUUUCGUCUAAGGGGUGAUGAUGUAUUAAAGGCUGGAUUAGCAACACAUUAUUGUGAAAGCUCAAAGUUAGGGGAUUUACAAACCGAUCUGCUUAAUUGUAAGGAUGCCGAUACUGUUCAAGAUAUUCUUGAUAAAUAUAAUUCACCCACAAACAAAGACUUCGUUCUGCAAGGUGUAUUGGAUAAAAUUAACAAAUGUUUCACUGCUAACUCUGUUGAGGAAAUCGUUGAAAAUCUGAAAGGAGAUGGAAGCGAAUGGGCAAAUAAAACUCUUGAAAUGCUUCAAAGAGUUUCACCACUCUCCUUAAAAGUCACUUUUCGCGAACUUGAGCUGGGCUCCAAACUUCUUCUGCCACAAUGCUUGAAAAUGGAGUACCGCAUGGUUGUACGUCAUUUGGAAGACAGUGACUUUAAAGAGGGAGUACGCGCUUUACUUAUUGACAAGGAUCAAAAGCCCAAAUGGAAUCCAUCCACCUUGGAAGCGGUGACUGAGGAACGCGUGAACUCAUUCUUCCAAAAACUUCCCGAUACCGAAGAGUUGAAGUUAUAAAAAUAUAUAAUUGUGUACAAUAAGUUUCAAAGUUCGUGGCGAAUAAUGCCUGAUUGCAUUAUUUAUGUGUAACAAUUUGAUGUUUUAUAAUUUUCUAAUCCAUUUUUUUGCGUAUUGAAUUUACAAACCGUGUAACAAACAUAUAUGUAUGAAAGUAAGUAAGUAUACUUAAUUUCGAAAAUAAUGUUUGCGUAAAUCUCAACACCAAAAGUAUAUAAAAUGAAAUGAUGCAUUUAUUUACAAAUUACGAUAUUAAAUAUAAUACAGAUUUUUUAUAUUUUUUGAUAGCAUAAAUUAAAUACUAAAGCAUAUUAUUUUCUAUAAUUGUCACUGCACACCACAUAUAAUUGAUAAAUACUAUGACAAUAAUAAACAGUGCCUAACAAUUAGAAGUGCGUACCAGGCAUUGAUUUCAAGCGGAAGUAUAAUUAACAGAACGUUUGUAAAAUAUAAAUACAAAUUGUCAAUUAAAUAUUUAGUGUUAAAUAUUACAUGCUCAGUAAAUUCUGUAUUUAUCAAAAUUAAACAAAUUUGCUGUUCUUAUUGAU
Messenger RNA from Zeugodacus cucurbitae (melon fly), 1861 nucleotides. It is a transcript of the gene Hibch, whose product is annotated as 3-hydroxyisobutyryl-CoA hydrolase, mitochondrial. Bases 162 to 1313 code for a protein of 383 amino acids. Lineage: Eukaryota; Metazoa; Arthropoda; Insecta; Diptera; Tephritidae. Gene Ontology annotation, molecular function: 3-hydroxyisobutyryl-CoA hydrolase activity. The record is from RefSeq and is a predicted model, not a curated record. The transcript has 3 exons. Gene Ontology annotation, cellular component: mitochondrion. Gene Ontology annotation, biological process: L-valine catabolic process.